ACACUCGAAAUGACUGGUCGUGGCAAAGGUGGUAAAGGACUCGGCAAAGGAGGCGCGAAACGCCAUCGCAAAGUUUUGCGUGAUAACAUUCAAGGUAUCACCAAGCCUGCUAUCCGUCGUCUUGCCCGCCGAGGCGGUGUCAAACGUAUUUCUGGUCUCAUCUACGAAGAGACUCGAGGUGUUUUGAAAGUGUUCCUUGAGAACGUCAUUCGGGAUGCUGUUACCUACACCGAACACGCUAAGAGGAAGACCGUGACGGCCAUGGAUGUCGUAUACGCCUUAAAACGCCAGGGUCGCACUCUGUACGGUUUCGGCGGUUAAAUUUCACCCGACUACUACUGUUUCUGAACCAAUCGGCCCUUAUCAGGGCCAACACGUAAUUAAAGAAGUAAAGCACGCUAUUGCUUUUAGUAUUUAAAAAGCGAAGUUGAAAUUCUGUUAUAUUAGAAAAGUGCAAGAGAUAUUGCCUUUUCUUUUAUCAAAAAUUUUUAAUAUCACGAUGCCUAGAUUCCAUAUCUACUGAAUAAAAUAUCAGUUUCAUACUUAAAGCACAUGCGUAUGGCAGACGCAGCAAAAAAUGUAAGCCCUUUCCAUAGAUGGUUUACAAAGUUCUCGCCACAGUAACUUCAACGACUGAAACAUGCGUACAGUCUCUUCUUUUCUGUCUUUAUGACAUUGCCAUUAGUUUGCACUUUAGCAUUUGCGAGCCUUGUGAUUAAAUGGUCAGAAGAUUUUACAAUAUACAAAAGAUAUUAACCAUCUAGGAAUCUUUGAAAGUGGGGUAAUAGCAAGCCCUCAGCAACUAUUUAUCUGAAUGAAUUUGCAUACCACAACUAUGGAUAGUUAUUUGAAAGUGUGGCUGCCCACCCGUUGCCCAAUUAGGCUUAAAGAGCACCAGUGAAAAAACGUUUGAGAAAAAUUAGGUGAUGCAGAAUAUAAAAUUGUAGUCGAUUAUGUUAUGUUCUAUUAAUAUUGUGUUUGCUUUUGUUUUUUUUUGUCUCUGAAUGUGUACCCUCCCUCCAUUUUUCUAUUUUCUUGAGAAUGGUUGCCCUUGAAUCACCUUGCAUUGGCUUGACAUUACGCAACAGAUUCCCCAGAGGAACGGAACGCAAAAAUGUGCUCUCUCCCACCAUCCCUAUUGUUUUCCUCAUGGCUUAUUCCGUUUCCUACCCUGCCUGUUGAUGAAAGAUUCUUCCACCUGAGUGCUACACGUGGUAUAAUUUGUCGAUUUUAUUUGCAUCAAUCGACACCUGAAUUGGAGAACUGAUCCCUUUUAGUGUGGACAAUAUUCACAGCAAAUACACCUAAGAUCGGCAAGGGUUAAGGAUCAAUGUCAAUGGUAAUUCA
Messenger RNA from Daphnia magna, 1347 nucleotides. RefSeq names its product histone H4. Lineage: Eukaryota; Metazoa; Arthropoda; Branchiopoda; Diplostraca; Daphniidae. Gene Ontology annotation, cellular component: nucleosome. The transcript has a single exon. Gene Ontology annotation, molecular function: protein heterodimerization activity; structural constituent of chromatin; DNA binding. The record is from RefSeq and is a predicted model, not a curated record. Gene Ontology annotation, biological process: nucleosome assembly. Bases 10 to 321 code for a protein of 103 amino acids.